AUGACAAAUGUGGAGAUUCAGUUGAAGGGUUCUCCUCGUGCAACUGUGGGUCUUUCAGCAGUUGACAAAGCAGUAUAUUUGAUAAACGACAAAAACAAACUCACCAGGAAAUUGGUGAAAGAUACCAUGAAGUUAGGUGACCUUGCUUGCUCACCUGGUGGAGGGCUACAUGUUGGCCAGGUGUUUUAUCAUGCUGGUUUUGUUAUCAUGACCCAGGAUCUUGAUCGCACCCCUGCCACUGAAAUCAACAAUAUUCUAUGCUCUUUGAAACAAAUCACAGCUGAAGUAUCAUUUGGCCGAUACAGAAGGGCUUCUGAUUUUUGCUGUAUAAGUGGCAGAUACCGUCGUGGCCACAACUGUAAAGUUGCCUGGCAAGAGUUCAGCUACUACCGAAAAACAGAAUUUUGCCGAUCUGCUUUUAUGCAAUGUUGCAAUCCAGCUCCAGAAUUGCCUCCGACUAGAAAAGUUAUAACCUCUGGAGAAGUGGACGAGUCGGAGAAUGAAAGAACACCAUCUGCCCGUCUUCGACAAGAUGCUAAAUCCAUUUCCCCAAUUUUCAGCCUUUAUUUUCCUGAAUCGGAACUGUUUCAGGAAUAUAGACUCAAUCCCUCUGGUUUGCACAAAUUGAACUUCACAUUACCAGAUUCUCUAACUACUUGGCACAUCCAGGGAAUGAGCCUUUCAGACACAAGUCCAUUCUGUGUGUCAAAACCGAUCAGCCUGACUACUUUUAAGAACGUCAUCACAAAACUGAAUUUCCCACGUGUUGUGAAAAGACUGGAACAAAUUUAUAUCAAGGCUGUUGUCUACAACUACAAGACUCACCCAAUUAAUGUUAAAGUUAAUUUUCAUGAAACCAAAGAGAUCUGCUCACAUGCUGCCCCUGGUAAACCUUUCCCAGUUAAACUGUCUAUUCCUGCCAAGGACAUUGGGGUGGCAGGAGUGGUCAUUGUUCCUCUUAAAGCCGGCAAUUUCACCAUCCAUAUCGAAGUUUAUGAAGUGGAGAGUAACACUCUGGAAAUUAUUGAGAAAGUGCUCCAUGUCAAGUAUGAAGGAGUGAAAAAGACCAACAGUUUUUCUUUGAUGUUGGAUCCAUCUGGGACUUAUUCUGGCCAUAAAAGACACCGGCGUCAUAUUUUUAAAGAUGUUACAAUUCCUAAAAAUGAAAUUUCUGCUUCCCAAAAAAUGCAGCGAAUAAUCAUGAAACUCACUCAACCAGCAGAAGCCAUUGAUGGAUCAGCAAAAGGAGACAUUGUCAUCACAGGAAACAUCCUUGGUUCCACGAUCCAAACAACUCUCAAAGAACCGCACAAAUUACUCGAUAAGCCAUAUGGAUGUGGAGAACAGACGAUGAUCUUUUUGGCACCUUGUGUCUACAUCCUCAGUUAUUUGAACAGUACAAACCAAGGCAGCCAGGUGAUUUACGAAAAUGCUACAAGAUACAUCAGACUUGGUAUUUUAAGAGAACAAGAAUUCCGUAAAAUGGACGGAUCAUAUGCAGCAUUUGAUCAGAAUCCAUCAAGUGUUUGGUUGACUGCUUUUGUACUGAAGGUUUUUUGCCAAGCUUCAGAAUUUGAACAUGUUGAUUCCCACUUGACCAAGUCUGCCAUGACGUGGCUCUUUCAGAAACAACGUCUGGAUGGUUCUUUUAUAGAAGAUUAUCCUGUCAUCCACCAAGAGAUGGUUGGUGGUGUUAAUGACAGAGUGAUGACAGCUUUUGUCCUGAUAAGUUUAAUGGAGUGUGGCUACAAAAUGCACCCAGUUGAGAUUUACAGGCGGAAAAAUGAAAUCGACUUAGCAAUCCGGUAUUUGGAGAAACAGAUGGCUGUGACCUAUGACACUUAUGAUAUGGCUAUUAUUUCUUAUGCUCUGGCAUUGGCUGACAGUUCCAGAAAAUACGAGGCCCGAAUAAAACUCCGUAGUAUGGCUAUUGAGAAUUAUGAUAAAGGUUAUCUUUACUGGCGGGUCGGAGGUUAUUCCAAUGUGACUGCCAAAAAAGUCUCUGCCUGGUACCACACAGAAGAGUCAUAUUUGUCCGUUGAAGCCACAGCGUAUGCCCUUCUCACGGAAAUGCAUUAUGGAGAAGUUGAACAUGUUGGCCCUAUUGUCAAAUGGCUGAUUGAACAGAGAAACAGUGCUGGGAUGUUCAAGUCGACACAGGACACGGUGAUGGCCCUUCAGGCAUUAGCUGAAUAUGGAAUCAAGACCAUCACUCCGGAUAUCAACCUCUUCUUUAAUCUGACUUCAUCUCGUGCGCAUCUCCACAAACAUUUGACAGUCAACAAAGAAACUUCACUUUGGAGCCAUAUCAUUCCAGAUGUUCCUAUGAAUGACGAAGUUCUGAUAGAAUCUAUGGGAAUUGGUUCUGCCCAGAUGGAACUAAAUAUGUGGUACUACCGUCCACCUACACAAAGAGAAACUUGUCAUUUUAAUGUCACCCAUAUCAUCAUGCCAAUACAAAAAGAUGUUCGACGUUUAAUCAAACGAGGGUGUCCAUUAUGUGGAGAAUCCUGUCGUAACCUGAAUGGACCCAUUCUCAGAAAUUGGGAUGUUAGUGACCAAACAAUAUGCAUGAAAAUUUACCUUCGAUACCUUGGAACAUCAGAUCCUGGAAUGGUUGUCUUAGACAUGGAUCUUUUGACAGGAUAUGAUACUCAUGAGGAACUUCUGGAACAGCUAAAACUAGAUCGACUGAUUGCCAAAUAUCAUAAACAUGGUAACUCCAGACUGACCCUGUAUUUCAACACGAUUCCAUUCAACAAAGAAAUAGAAAUAAAACUUUUAAUGUUUCGAACAAUGAUCUACAUGAAUCGUCUCAUGCCAGCACCAAUAAAUGUCUAUGUCUACUACAAUGCAACUGAAAGUUGCACCAAAUUUUAUCAGUUGUCACGGGAGAAAGAUUUGAUCAACCUUUUGUGUGACUCCAGCAAAAAAGUCUGCAAAUGUGCACAAAGAGAUUGUGUGACCUGCUAUGAAAGCAUGAGUGAAUUGGUAAAUAUCAAAUUAAAAUUCUUGGAGAAAAAGUCAUGUGCAAAAGAACAAAUAGUGAUGAUUGUUAACAUGACCAGCACAUUUGACAGCAGUGGCACAGCUUAUGGUUUUGUGCAAGAGGAUUUGUCAAAAACAGAUAUCCCAGAUUUGGAAGAGCAUGUAGCCAUUUUCCAGAAAGGCAUUUGCCAUUGUCCGCAUGUCAAAGUCGGAGAAAUUUACUUGAUAAUGGCAAACAAACGAGUUCGUACAUUGGAUGAAUCUAAUCAGUAUAGACACAAAUUCUGGGUUGACAGUUCGGGUCUCAUGAUUAACAAGAAGAAUCAAUUUGUAAAAGGAGAGAUUGAUAUCUUUGAACAAAAGGCCAGGAGUCUAAGCCGUCAAGCCUUUUGUGGGUAA
Messenger RNA from Acanthosepion pharaonis, 3387 nucleotides. NCBI's taxonomy places the organism in Eukaryota, Metazoa, Mollusca, Cephalopoda, Sepiida, Sepiidae. The record is from the annotation of a GenBank genome assembly.